AUGGAUAGACCAGAGCCUGGCCUCAUCAAAUGGUCCUCAAAUCCAGCCUACGACACCUUUCUCCAUGUCAACUUGCAACACCGAGUAGUUCAACUCUACGAGCCGACCGGUCUUGCCCAGAACGGUAGCUUCGAUUUUAAAAAAUCAUACAAGUACGAUGAAAUCCCUCCCAUAACCACCUACGAUUGGUCCCCCGCUCAUCCUGGCCUCGUCGCCAUCGGGACGGCGAGUGGUACCGUGGACCUCAUAAAUCUCUAUGGCGAUUCGACCUCUCAUUUGGAACUCCCUAUAAGGAUAACCCGAACUUGCCAGGCGGCAGCCUUCAACACGGGCACGCUGCUGGCUGUCGGAUUGGAGCGCGUGCGCAAUGACCAGUGUCUCAAGAUAUUCGAUGUGAGCCGCCUCGCCGCGCUCGAGCCUGGUGCUUCAUGGUCUCCCCUCGAAGGUUCGAUGAACCCCGUUAUCGGUCUCGAAGCUAGUAUUUCUAUAUCAAGCACCAAAUUUUUCGAGGACAGCCCGCAGGUGUUAGUUGCUGGUAUCAAGAACCAGGGCAUCCGUAUCUAUGAUCUUCGAGACCCACAUGGGGCAGUGGUGAACUACCAGACCAAGUGUAAUAAUAAUCUGGCCAUCGAUUAUGCAGACCAGAACUAUUUCGCCUCGUCUUCGCUAGAUAAGCCGGGCUUGGUGAUUUGGGAUCGGCGUGCGACCUCGCGACCAUCCUCUUCUCGCUUCUAUCUCGAUGCCGUAGACACCGAUGAUUUGCCUUGGGGAGCAGCCCUUAACCUCGAAAGAGCCAUCGACGUCAAGGACGCUAAUUUCCAGGAUAGAGGUUCCUUGGUCCGAUCGCUACGGUUUUGUCGAGAUCGUAGCGGCUUGCUAGCCGUACUCUCUAGAACUGGCCAGCUGAAAGUGCUGGAUACGAGAAGAGAGUUCACACCCCCUGAGGUGCACCCCAAGGACAGUCCUGAGAUCCUAGAGGUUAGGAAGUCGUACGAGCUAGACAUAGCCUAUACGAAAGAUCGAAAGGAUGAUAGGAUCGUCUCAUUUGACUGGGUGAACCUCGACUCUCCUGCCUUGACACCACGGGUGGUAGUUCUCCGUGCUAAUGGAACCUUCGACAUACUUGAGAAGCCAUCCUACACGUCAGAGCACCUUUUCAAGAUGAUACCUUGGCAGGCCCCCCAUCGUGGUCUAGAAGGGAGAGGCAAAUACCAUACUAUUAUGCAGUUUGAGGCGGGCCAAUACUCGGAGAUGAUGGGGCCACUAAACAUCGACAUGGCGCUCAGGGGCGUACGCCUGUUUGGGGCCUGUAAGGAGUCAGUUAAUGCCACGAUCCAAGAAGCGUUAAGGUCGCCUCCGCCUGUGGUUGAUCCGGUUUAUGACUUUGAGGCAAGUAGCGAACAGGUGUCAGAGCUGUCAACCGACACUCCAAAAAUAGCGGACAGGUUGAGAAGACUGAGGGAAUACUCCCAGAAGAUCAUCAAAGCUUCGAAAAAUAUCGAGGACACGGGUCGGCAAAAUUCCGCAGGGGAAGAAUUGAGUCGACCAUUCGCUGACCUGUCCACCAAAGGCAGUGGCCUACCAUCGAAUCGUGAGCUACACGAGAGGCUUCUCGCGUUAGCGCCAGGCACAAAGGGGUUUCCUAAAACGGCCCAGGUCAUCGUAGACCAUACAAUGCUCCUUCGCUCGAAGGAAAAAUACUUAUUUAACUACCUCGCAAAUAGGGAUAUAAUAGCCGACGACCCUUGGUUGAGGGAAAUGUGGGAGUGGAUUGCCGAAGCUGAAGUGGCUACCUCUGAUGCCGGGAUGAUUGCUCAUGGUAUAGACCUGAGUUAUGUUGGCGUUCGUAACAUAUGGACAGGCGAUCUAGGGUAUAGCAAGACAGCAAGGUUGGCAGAUGGUGCGAAGCCUCCGGAUGCUGCCACGUGGGAGCGCUGUCUUCAAGAGAUAAACAAGAGAUCUAGACAGCCGGCGUACGGCGGAUUUGAGACACGAAAACAAACACACAGGCAAGCUGCCUUACGGGUUUGCGGUUGGGGCAGAUCAGCCCAAGAGUACCCGAGCAACGAUUCCAACGUACAACCUGCUCAGCGGAGCUCAUCCUGGUAUACUAUGGUAACCGCGCGCGCUCUCUUCGGAGGUGACUUCGAUAGGGCUGUACAGACCCUUAAAGAUGCCAGUACUGAAUAUCCAGAACUUCUGUUCGUUUCGUUGGCAUUGCAAUUGAAGAGUUCUGGAAGUAAGAGCAGAGGACACGAACAGCUAGAUUUUGACGAUGCGAUGGCUUCUAGGACAGAUCCGUAUCUCCGGGCUAUAUCGUCCCUCAUUGCAACUAAUAACUGGGAGAACAUCGCGAACCAAGAGUCGCUGCCACUCCGCGAGCGCACCUUCGUAGCGCUCCAAUACUUCGACGACGCUAAGCUGACUCGGUGGCUCGACAAAGAACAAGAGAAGGCUAUCGAGACGGGCGAUAUCGAGGGCAUAGUACUAACAGGAAUCACGGACAAUCUUGUCGACAUAUUCGCCAAGUACAUUGAGAAGUUCAACGACGUCCAGACCGCCACCCUCGUGCUAUCUAUUUGCUCUCCACGGUUUAUUAACGACUACCGCUGCAGCGCCUGGCGUAACGCGUAUCGGGCCUACCUUCAGCGUCACCGGGCUUUCCUACAGCGCACCAAAUUCGAAGUCGAGAGCACCAAAAAGAGUAAGCGUGCCGGUAUCCCCACCAUCACUCCACCAUCGCGCCAGAUCGCCCUCCGCUGCGUAUACUGCGACGCCGAGUACGAACUCUCCAAGACGGGCACCAGAGCAGGUGUAGGUGGCCAAGGAGGUCAAGGGCCAACGGCGACGGCCUCGAAUCCGCUCACGGCGACUAACAUCAGCGCGGGCAUCAGCUGCCCAAACUGCGGGAGGCACCUACCGCGCUGCGUUGUGUGCCUCGAGGUGGUGGGGGUGCCGCGUUCGGACCGGCCCGAGGCGUCACCCGAUCUACAAGUCCGACUCGCCGCGCGGUUCCCGACCUUCUGCCUCCGCUGCGAGCACGUUCUGCACCUCGACCACGCACGCCAGUGGUUCAGCCGCCACGUCGAGUGCCCCGUCCCUGAGUGCCGUUGCCGCUGCAACUUUAAGGCGAACCCCGAGCUCAGCUAUCAUUGA
Messenger RNA from Durotheca rogersii, 3156 nucleotides. RefSeq lists its product as uncharacterized. Bases 1 to 3156 code for a protein of 1051 amino acids. The transcript has 6 exons. The record is from RefSeq and is a predicted model, not a curated record. NCBI's taxonomy places the organism in Eukaryota, Fungi, Ascomycota, Sordariomycetes, Xylariales, Xylariaceae. Gene Ontology annotation, cellular component: cytoplasm. Gene Ontology annotation, molecular function: protein binding. Gene Ontology annotation, biological process: positive regulation of TORC1 signaling.